Rosa chinensis is the source of this 1329-nucleotide messenger RNA. Its product is annotated as BAHD acyltransferase At5g47980. NCBI's taxonomy places the organism in Eukaryota, Viridiplantae, Streptophyta, Magnoliopsida, Rosales, Rosaceae. The record is from RefSeq and is a predicted model, not a curated record. The coding region runs from base 1 to 1329 and encodes 442 amino acids. The transcript has a single exon.
AUGGUGAUCGAAGUAAUCAGUAAGGAAACAGUUACACCAUCAUCUUCUUCUCUUCACCACCUUAGAACUUCCAACCUCUCUGUUUUUGAUCAUCUUGUACCAGACUUUUAUAUCCCCAUACUUUUCUUCUAUCCCAACAAUAGUAUUACUGAUCAUAAGAUCAAUAUAGUUGAUCAUCACCACUCUAUGAUUAUCGAAAGAUCUAAGCUUCUGAAAACUUCAUUAUCUAAAACCCUCAGCCGCUUUUAUCCCUUUGCAGGAAGAAUAUUUAGUCACAACAACAUUCUUUCAAUCUGUUGCAAUGACAAUGGGGCUGCAUUUAUUGAAACUCGUGUCAAUUGUCCCAUAUCAAAGGUUAUGGAAAAGCACAAUUCUGGGAUACUAAGUCAAUUACUUCCCAAUGACCCACAAUCAACAUUUGAAAGCACAGGUUAUCUCCUAUUAGUCCAAGCCAACUUCUUUGAAUGUGGUGGACUUGCAAUUGGGAUUACCAUUUCACACAAGAUCGCGGACGGGUUUACACUCGGAACAUUCAUCCGUAGCUGGGCAGCAAUGUGCCUUAGCUCUAAUGGAAUGGCUCUUCCAGCUACAGAAUUUUGUGUUCCAGCAUCUCUUUACCCACAACAAGAUUUAUUCAUCAACUCAUUGUCAACUUCCAGGGAACAUGUUAAUAGUGAAGCUUGUGUCAAUAAGAGAUUUGUGUUUGAUGCCUCAAAUAUUGUACGUCUCAAGUCUAAAGCCACCAGUGCCACCGUUCCAAAUCCAACUCGUGUUGAAGUAGUGACAACACUUCUUUGGAAAUGUGCAAUGGAAGCAUCAAGAUCAAACUUGAGUUUUACAAGGCCAGCUAUGCUGUUUCUAGCAGCAAACAUGCGGAAAGUAUUGAAGCAUCCCACUUUAAUGGGAAAUCUUGUAGGAUGUGUCUUUGCAGCAAAGACACAAGAAGGUGAUGCAACUCUUCAAAGCUUAGUUGCUAUACUCAGGAAAAGCAUUGAGGAAUUUAAAGUGAAAUAUGGUGAAGGAGUUAGCAGGGAUGCUAUUUGCCAACAUUUUAAAGAGCAUGGAGAUUUAAUGGAUAAUAAUGAUAUAAAUAACUAUUUCUGUAGCAGUUGGUGUAAGUUUGGCUUUUAUGAAGCCAAUUUUGGAUGGGGAAAGCCAUCUUGGGUCACUUUUCCAGGUAUGAAAAUCAAGAAUACAAUUGUGUUGAUUGAUACAAAAGACGGUGAAGGCAUGGAAGCGUUCUUGAGUUUAAAAGAAGAGGACAUGGCUGUAAUUGAAACCAAUAAGGAGCUGCUUGCAUAUGCUUCUCUCAAUCCCACUGUUAUUUGA